This is a messenger RNA of Syngnathus acus (greater pipefish), 2395 nucleotides long. It is a transcript of the gene cpox, whose product is annotated as coproporphyrinogen oxidase. Lineage: Eukaryota; Metazoa; Chordata; Actinopteri; Syngnathiformes; Syngnathidae. The transcript is spliced from 7 exons. Gene Ontology annotation, molecular function: coproporphyrinogen oxidase activity. Gene Ontology annotation, cellular component: cytoplasm; mitochondrial intermembrane space. The coding region runs from base 107 to 1459 and encodes 450 amino acids. The record is from RefSeq and is a predicted model, not a curated record.
GUGUACGCUACUUGACGUCUGUCAAACUGUUAUCAGGAAUACACGCAAGUUGUGAGAGUGUUUUGUCACAGUAACGCGCCCUAAAGUCGAGUGAGGACGUGUGAAAAUGGCCACUCUAGUAUUCGUUAAGAAUACAACAAAGGUUACGACGAGGCGAUGUUUUAUUUCAAAUUUAAAGGGGCUUUUGAGAGCCGGAGAGUGCCAUUCGUCUCGUUCGCCGCACAUGAGUUCCUGGUCGUCCAGGACUACUGGCGUACGGUUCAUGUCCCAAGGGACCGCAGGCAGAACGUCAGCCGGCGGACGGAGCAGCAGACGGGGAGCUCUGGCGCUGAGCGGGGCCGCUGCAGUCACUGCAACCGCUGCAGUCGCCGGCUUAUUGGCCAACGUCAACCACUUCCAGCGGGCCGAGAUGGCGACUGUGGUACCCCGAGCUGCAGAGGAGGACAAGAACCAGGAACAGGGGGACAUCUUGGAGAGGUGUCAGGGAUUCAUGUCUCCUCCGGUCACUGACGUCGCCGUGCUGCAGGCGAGGAAAGGCGAGAUGUGCACCAGGAUGGAGAUGCUCAUCAUGGAGACGCAGGCAGAGUUCUGCAAAGCUUUGGAGGCGGUGGACGGUGGGACGUUCACGGUGGAUCGUUGGGAAAGAAAAGAAGGUGGUGGUGGGAUCAGCUGCGUGAUGCAGGAUGGUGAAGUGUUUGAGAAAGCCGGAGUCAAUGUGUCUGUGGUCUUCGGAAACUUGACUGAAGAGGCAGCCAAGCAGAUGAGGAGCAGGGGCAAGGUCCUCAAAGGGAAAGAUGGCAAGCUGCCAUUCUGUGCUAUGGGCGUGAGCUCCGUGAUCCACCCCAAGAACCCGCACAUCCCCACCGUGCACUUCAACUAUAGAUACUUUGAGAUUGAGGAGGAAGACGGCUCCAAACAGUGGUGGUUUGGUGGCGGCACAGACCUGACUCCAAUCUACGUCAAUCAAGAAGAUGCAUUUCACUUCCAUAACACACUAAAGGAGGCCUGUGACAAGCACCACUCGCAAUACUACCCCGACUUCAAGAAAUGGUGUGACAGAUACUUCUACGUCCGCCACAGAGGAGAGACUCGAGGCAUCGGGGGGAUCUUCUUCGACGACCUGGACGGCCCCAGUCAGGAGGAGGCUUUUGGUUUCGUCAAGAGCUGCGCUCGCACUGUGGUCCCCUGCUACCUGCCCAUAAUUUACAAACAUCUCCGUGACCCUUUCACCGAUGAGGAAAAGGACUGGCAGCAAGUGCGACGAGGAAGGUACGUGGAAUUCAACUUGGUGUACGACAGGGGAGUGAAGUUCGGCUUGGCCACGCCGGGAUCCCGAAUUGAGAGCAUCCUCAUGUCCCUUCCCCUCACCGCCAGGUGGGAGUACAUGCACGAGCCCGCCGUCGGAACCCGAGAGGCCGAGAUGCUGGAGGUGUUACGAAACCCAAAAGAGUGGCUGUGAGUCAUUACAUGUCAAAAUGGACGCAACAUCCAUGUUGUGCUCGGUAACAGUGCUGUUUCUGCAGGAGGUUCCUUGACAUGUUUUUUGUUGUUGUAAUUACUGUUGUCAGUUACUGAAAGUUCAAGUAAAAAAAAAAAAAAAAGCAACCUUGCCUGUUGGCCAUUUUGCUUGCUGUUGGUCACUCCAAAUUGACACAUCCCUUUGUGUUGUGCUAAAUAGCUCGCCUUACUUGAAGCCUUUUUCUUUUUUACGUAUAUAAUAUCCCGUAUGCGCCUCACGUACAAUAAGGGCACUUCCUUACUAUGAAUAUGUCAAUAUUUUAAGGUUCACUUGUUUUUCUGGCUGAUUACUCAAUAUUUGGUUUAACCGUCAGAUAAAUAUUUACCGUUGGGAUCAUGUUGCGUGCAAAGUUGGAAGGUCGAUGCCCAAGGACAAAUAUUACAAAUCUCACAUUUAGCUGCUUGUUUGAAAUAAUUUAAACUAGAGGACGCAAUUUCUGAGAAAUUGCGUGUGAAGGCGAAGACGGUGAAUAAAAAACCUGGGGAAUGUUAUGGAAGAUCAGUAGGCAUAAGCUGAAUAUAAUUUAUAGGUGGAACGGUUUGAAUCUGUCAAAAUAUAGAAAUUAGAAGGGUAAAAUUAAAUUUUAUAAAAAAAUUGUCGAAAUUUUAAAGGUGAAAAUGUGAAUUUUUUAAACUUGGCAAUUUUAGGAAUGUUGAAAAUCCUCGCCAAUGUGAAUUGAAUGAGUUGACUGAUGUGAAUUUCAAAUGGGAAUAAUGUAAAUGUGCCAUUAAUAAUGAAUGGUGAAGAUUUGGCUGAAAAUAUAAACAUAAAUGGUUUGCAUAAAAGGUAUAAGGUUAGUUUGAAGUUGACUUUUUUUAUUACAAACCAUUUCACACAUUUGUACAUGAUAAUAAAGACUUCUUACAGGUUCCCUUA